AUGGAUCACACGGAGGCGCUGCGGGACGACGCGCUCGCCGCCAUCCUUGGCCGCCUCCAGACGCAUGACCUUGCCGGGUCCCGAUGCGUGCGCAGAGCGUGGCACGCCGUCGUGGACGCCCGGCGGCUGCUGCUCCCGCACUCGGCGGAGGGCAUCUUCGCCAACUACAACGACCACCACCGCUCGCAAUUCCUCGCCCGCCCCUCCACUUCCUGCGUCGACCACAGCAACCUCCACUUCCUGCCGAACUACACAGAAGGCCAUAGAAAGAUCGCGGACCACUGCAAAGUUCUCCUGCUCUACGGCGACACGAGGGAGUUUUUUGUGGCAAACCCCGCCACGCGGCGGUGGCAGCGCCUGCCUGGAGCGCACGAUGAUGGGGAAUGCCGUGAAGCGUAUCUCGCGUUUGACCCUGCCGCGUCGCCGCACUACGAGGUGUUCUUUUUCAAAAAGGGGCCUUUUAUUACUUAA
Molecule: messenger RNA, 471 nt
Organism: Aegilops tauschii subsp. strangulata
Lineage: Eukaryota; Viridiplantae; Streptophyta; Magnoliopsida; Poales; Poaceae
Source: RefSeq, a predicted model, not a curated record